AUGAUCGUCGGGACGUCCAUGUCUCUCGCCGACGACUGCAUACACCGCCCCCCCCCCCGGUUUCGAUCUUCGAUUUCUCGACUCAGCUCUGCCUCCGCGGUCAGCAGGCAUCACUCGCCUCCGGAAUGGGUCAUCCAUGGGGCAUCUCAGAUCACGCCUCCCAACCCCGUUUUCGCUGGCCAAAUAUGCCGUCAAUGGACGGCUGGGUCUGAGGCCGUCGUCAAGAGAUACAGCAUGUCGCUAGUCAUCCCAUCCCCCUUGACUGUCCCUUUCGUUGACAGUCCCCGCAGAGAUGAGUGGCUGUACGGAACGCCACCGCCCAACAAUGCGUUGGAAAGGAAGUUUCGCACAAAGAACGCCCCGUGA
Colletotrichum destructivum is the source of this 366-nucleotide messenger RNA. RefSeq lists its product as uncharacterized. Lineage: Eukaryota; Fungi; Ascomycota; Sordariomycetes; Glomerellales; Glomerellaceae. Bases 1 to 366 code for a protein of 121 amino acids. The record is from RefSeq and is a predicted model, not a curated record. The transcript is spliced from 2 exons.